Molecule: messenger RNA, 1113 nt
Organism: Paramecium tetraurelia
Lineage: Eukaryota; Ciliophora; Oligohymenophorea; Peniculida; Parameciidae
Exons: 1
Source: RefSeq, a predicted model, not a curated record
AUGAAUUCUUAAUAUAUAUUUUUAGUUUGCAUAUCUAAAUUGCACCUUUACUAUUAUGACUUAUUUAGGAUCAAUAUAACAAACUAAUCUUUAGGUGAAAUGACAUAUUUGACUAGUAUUAAUCGUGAUUCUUAUUUAAAGACAAUAUUAUUAGACGAUGUAUUUUACAUUUAUUCUCCAUAACAGAUUACAAUUUAUUAUAUAAAUUUGAAUAUUUCUCAUGGUAUCCAAGCAUAAUGCAAUAUGACGAGCUUUCAGCCCUACGUUUAUCAGAAUUCUAAUUACUCUUUUUAUGCCAAUAUUUAUACAUGUAAAGAUGAAGGAAUAUUAUAUUAUCAAUUAGGAAACAGUUAUUAAGGUGAAUAAAUAUCGUUUAUUCUACCUCAACAUAUAUAGCUUAAAGAUUACAUACAUUUUGAAUCUUAAAUUGAAGGACUUUUAAUAGUUUCAUAACAUAAAAAUCAAAUUGCGAUAAUGUGCUUUACCAAUUAGCUUAGCAUUAUUAUCAGAUUAAAUUAUAUGGUUAAUGAAAGGAAUUUUUCCCUAUCUACUCUCGCAUUCAACCGAUUAUUAUAUUAUUCUCCUCCAUUAGUGCCUAACAAUUCAUUUUAAUUUAAGGAUGCAAUUAUCUCGAGUGAUUUAGUGUUUGUAAAUUAUUUGAAUGAGAAUAAUUAUUCUGCUAUUAAUAUUCUUUACAAUAUUUCUGGUUUAGAUUUAAUAGGAGGAUAUUUAGAAUAUCCAAUUUUACCUUCUGCGAAUAUAUCAAAUUUUUUUGCUUAUUACUAAAAUAUCUUAACAUUUAAUAGUUCCUAUGGAUUCAUAUAUACUAAGUUAUAGAAUUAUCUCAUUAGUAGCCUAAAAGUUGAAAUCCAUCUUUAAAAUUAAUAAACUUAAUGCAAAUUAACUGCUUUUAAUUUAGUGAAUAAUGUGACUGCUAAUUAUACUUUUAAUUUUGACUAAUAAAUAGUUUUUGGAUUUGAAUAUGCUUUUUUAGCAUUUUUUAUAAUAUUUUUCAUAUCAGCAUUAACUUUUUUAUGGUUUAAGACGAAAAAUCAGAAAGAAUAAUUUGGGUUAGAAGAAUUUGAAGAACUAGGGAUAGAUACAUAUUAAUGA